Messenger RNA from Ostreococcus lucimarinus CCE9901, 453 nucleotides. RefSeq lists its product with no specific name. The transcript has a single exon. Gene Ontology annotation, cellular component: ribonuclease P complex. The coding region runs from base 1 to 453 and encodes 150 amino acids. The record is from RefSeq and is a predicted model, not a curated record. Lineage: Eukaryota; Viridiplantae; Chlorophyta; Mamiellophyceae; Mamiellales; Bathycoccaceae. Gene Ontology annotation, molecular function: ribonuclease P RNA binding. Gene Ontology annotation, biological process: tRNA 5'-leader removal.
AUGGUGAGGUUCAAGAACCGCUACUUGGUCGUCGAGAUCGCGCACAACGACGGGCGCGCGAUGGAGGACGCGCGCAAGGAGAGGGAUUUACUGGACGCCAUUCGGGACGCCGUCAAGGAAAACUUUGGCGACGUCGGCGCGGGGCGCGCGGUGGCGGCGCUGAGCGUGCGAUACGCGGACGCGAUGACGGGGGUGUGCGUCGUGCGAUGCGAUCGCGAGCGGGCGCGCGCGGUGCGAGGGGCGGUGACGACGAUGGAGGGGUUUCGAGGACGGCGAGCGGCGUUCGCGGUGACGCACUGCGGAGGCACGGUGCGAGGGGCGCGCGACGCGUGCGUGCGAAGGCUCUCGGCGAGGUUACACGCGCUAGUCGCCGAGGGACGGGUCAGGGAGGCGGACGUGGAGGGGAUUUUGGAGACGCAAGGGAAAAUCGUGGCGACGGCGGUGACGAACUGA